AUGCAGAACUCCGUCAGCGCCGUGGUGGCUCGCAUCCGCGCUCGCAGCUGUGGCACGCCGAUGCCCUUUGCGUCGCAGGUGCCCGUCCAGAAUUCGGAGUCAGGUCGAGGAUACACGAUUGGCCGCGAGUACCCGUGCAUGGGCAGCGGGUCAGCUCAUGCCAGCAUUCUGGCUCCAGUUUGCGCCAGCCUGACUUUCUGCGUGAUUGUGGGCAAGUCCCUCCACAUGUUCGGCAAGUGA
This is a messenger RNA of Symbiodinium sp. CCMP2592, 240 nucleotides long. Lineage: Eukaryota; Dinophyceae; Suessiales; Symbiodiniaceae. The record is from the annotation of a GenBank genome assembly.